AGCAUGUGUACCACUGAUGAUAGUGUGUCCCGUGUAUGUAUAUGUACAUGUACAUGUACAUGUAUAUGUACACGUACAUGUACACACUGUACGCACACACAAUGCCCAAGCAAAAGUGUGCAUUAGUAUUAGGCCUAACUGAACUCCGAGGUCAUUGCCUAGUAGAAGUUGUUUUAUUUCAAACAAAUCCAAUCCAUGUGGCAAUUCGAUCCAGCGCAUUCCUGCGGUAAUCUAUCGUGCCGGUCCGUGUGUUGAAGUUGGAAAGACUGCUCAUUUCACUGUCAUUAAAUAGUGGUACCGUAACGUAAGUAAAGUAGCUGAUGGAAUGUGCUGUUGUCAGCUAUCACUCAGUUUGACUUAGGACGAUGUCCUCAUCAUCAUCAGGAGGGAACAUACAGCAAGUCGCUGCACGUGUUGCCCAUGAGUUAAUAGAGAUGAAAGCGCAGUCAUCAGUCACUGAUGAAUACUUAAGAGAAUCAGCUACUCAAGCUCAGUUUCUUCAACUUGAAGUUGAACAAGCUCACCAUCAGGAUAAUCAAACAUCCGAAGUCAUCCGACUUGUUGAAGAUUACACCAGCCCUGCAGUGCAUGCUCUCCAUAAUAUUAUAGGAUGCAACUCAAAGAAUCUUUUCCAGGACCACUGCAAUGAAGAGUUUACUGAGGAAAGCUUCAGUCAACUUCAUCCUCCCGUUAUUGAAGCAAGGGAUAUCGAUAGCAACAGUUCCCAUGACAACCAAGAUUAUACCUCCAGCUCCUCUGGCAUUUUAUCAAGGGUGUUUGCCAUUCAAAACCAGUCAACAGAAUCUUCAGGUGAUAAUCCAGAAAUUAUCAGAAAGAAACCUCCACAAAUUGAUGAACCGAUACCAACUCAGGAAGCUCAACGAGACAGAUCACAAAUAGAUGUAAAUGUGUCAUCAGAUGUGCCCACUGUUUCCUAUGUCAGGACACUUCUUGAAGCAAAUGAAGCACUUCAUAAUUUUGAAAAUCAAACAGGAACAAAAUACAGUGCUUAUAAGAGCACUGCUGGGUUUGGAAAUACAGAGUAUAAGGUUGACAGACCCCACAAGAUCUACUUUGAAGAGAGAUCAGCAGAUCUCAGUGGUUUGGGCAUACCUUAUGAUGGUAUCCCAUUCAUCAAUGUUGGCAAGAAAGUUAUGGAUUGUCAAUAUGGAAUGGACAGAUGUGUAGCAGCCAAGAGAAAAUACAUGGAACGUCAAUUGAAGGAUUUCUCAAGACAAAGGCGACCUCUUGCUCAAGAACGAACGAAAAAAAUCAAAUGCAGAGCACAGAUCCGAAUGAAAGAAAUCCUAAAAUAUCCAGAAUAUAAGGUUCCAUUGAAUUCAAGGUCUAGAAAGGAGAGAGUUCGCUUAUCUAAAGAGCUUCGAGAAGCACUCAAGAAUGGUAUGGUGAAAGGCGAAAAAAGGAUCUACAUACAGUGGCCUGGACUAGCCGAUCAUACAGGGCAUUCGCUAGGACAACAGGCAGUCAAACAGGUGAAGCCAUGUCUGUCUGGAAAGCAAGCCAUAAAAGAAGUGAAUGCUCUAUCAUGGGAUUCAUUCAUUCAACGUUUUGGUAGUGUUGUUGAGCAUGGACAAAUUGUAGCUUCGGCAGCCUGGUCCAAACGCCCAUUUGCAAACAUCACAACCCUGCAUUCAGCAUUCUGUGAAUUCUUGGACUCGCUGUCUCAUUCAGGAAAAGAAGCCAUCCUUCGUUGUCAUCCGGACCUGGCUGGAAAUUUGGCUCAAGCAGACCAACUCACAACUGAGUCCAAGAAAGAACAGAGUAGUGCUGGACUUCUAAAUCUGACCAGAGAGGAAGCUAACACCAUCGCUGAAUUGAAUGACUUGUACAAAUCCAAGUUCCAGUUUCCUUUUGUUAUUUGUGCCAGGGAAAACAAAAUAGAAUCCAUCAUUGCGGGGUUAAAGGUCAGAAUACAUAAUGCUACAGAUGUAGAAUUAGAGAACGGUGUGAAUGAAGUUAAGAAGAUUGCUUGGCAUCGAAUGCGUGACCUAAUUGAAACAGAGUCAGACCCAAUGACGGCAAAAUAUUGAUUUCAGAACAAAGUGGACUCAGUCUAUGUAUUCUGCACACAAGUACCCCUCAUUGGGGACAAAGAUUGAUGUUAAGCCAACAUAUGUAAAUACCAUUGUUACCACGAGCUUGACAUGUAUAAUGCACCUCACAAUUACAAGGUUGUUGAGGCUAUUUUUCCAAUUUCAUAUUUCUACAAUCAUAUUAAAGUGAAAAAAUGAAUAUAACAUUUAAUUUUUCAAGCUGAAUUUGCCACAAUCAUAAAGUGAAACAGUAAUAUUAAUCAGAAAGUAAUGAAUAUCGAGUUCGGUGAUUGGACCGUGUACUUGUUCCACAGUACAUUGUAGGUAUAAGUGCUUGCAAUGAGCUGCACCGUUAGGUUUAUAAUUUGUGUAGUUUCCUGUCAGUGUGAUAUGAUUCAAGACAUGUAGCAUUUCCUUUGAUCCACUGAUUUCCUCAUUUUUUAUUUUACACAUUCCAUUGAAAAUGAAAAAUCACAGUGCAAAGUUUUGUAAAAACAAUUUCCUCAUUGUUUUGUUAAAGUCCAAGUUGCAUGCCUGUCUUUCUUUCCGUGAUGGUCAAAUUAAACCUAGUACAUGAUGUGCAUAGAACCAUACUGUCCACUAUUAAUAUCAGAUGCACCCUGCAAAUAUUUGCAAAUCUCUCUCUGAAGUACAUGUAUGUACCCACCCCCCAAAUAUUGAGAUUGCAGCUACCCAAUUUAUGUCAGACCUGGAAUCUCAGAAGACUUGACAAACUGAAUACCAGGCUGUGAGGUAGUAUUGCGCAAGUAGUUAAAACCUACAGAGAAAGGAUUUAAUUUGGAAUGAAAUAGUCACACUUGUUUUGUUGAUCAUUUUGCACCAAUUCAGUGUUGCCUGUACCAGGUGCAUGCAUGUUUAGCAAAAGUAAUGCUUUUAUUACACUGUCUGAAUUUUCUUUUGUCACAUACACUUUGCCCUUUACAUGGUUAGUCUGUCUGCUGUUUUAUUGUCCUUGAUCAUGAUCAGAUCGAUCAGUUGAUUUGUUGGGUCCAACCAAUGUGUACUACACAAGAAGGGCAUGCUGAAAAUGAUAUACAGUGUAGCUUGAAAUUUGUUCCUGUAUCUGAACCAUUUUUACCGUUAUUAUGAAAGAAGAGUAUAAAUUGAAAUAAAAAUGGCUUUGGAUGAAAAUAAUU
Molecule: messenger RNA, 3211 nt
Organism: Acanthaster planci (crown-of-thorns starfish)
Lineage: Eukaryota; Metazoa; Echinodermata; Asteroidea; Valvatida; Acanthasteridae
Biological process (GO): urate catabolic process; allantoin metabolic process
Cellular component (GO): peroxisome
Molecular function (GO): DNA-binding transcription factor activity; 2-oxo-4-hydroxy-4-carboxy-5-ureidoimidazoline decarboxylase activity
Source: RefSeq, a predicted model, not a curated record